UCUAUGGUGAAAUUCCGCCAAAUCAGACUUCCAAAAUAGUAAUUAUUAUUCGUCUGACUAUCCAUAAGUCAUUCUCUUGUUUUGGUAAUAUAUAAUGUGAUUCAAAAUUAGUUAGGCUUAGAACUUUUCAACUAAAGUUAAACAUCUAUUGAUCUUUCCUGGAGUGGAUUAGCUCUUGUUAUGUCGAAUUAUAAUCCUAAUCCAUAGAUUCCAAAGUCCAUCCAGUUCAGAAGAGGAGAGACCGUUAGACCUAUUUCGUUUCAAAACAUUAUUCAAAUAAUUGAAAAAUAUUAUUUUGAAACAUGGAAAAUUGUUCUCGUUCGAGAGCCCAGGCAACAUCACCAUUAAUGUUUGAAUCCGAUGAAGAAGACUCCUCAGAUGAUGAUCCUGCUAAUACCAGUAACAAGGAAAAUGCAGAUGAAAAUGUUGACAGAACUUCUGAGCUAACCAAAGAAGAAAAAAUUUUAAAAGGAUUCCAAACUGUAUUGAUGGGUAUUCCUCCACCUCCUGCUUUCACCGUUCCUCAGUUUGACUCUCGGGAGAUCCUGAAGCUGUGGAGAGACCAUCAGAAGUUUAGGCUGGUCUUGUCACCUGGCAAAGGUAAACAGAAUUUGGCAAGGCAGUUGGAGGAAGAAGUGAAGGUCACCCCAUGGCCUGAAGUGCUAAAUGUGGACCAUUGGGAUAUUUACUAUAACAAGAGUGCUGUGUGUGAGGAGGUGGAGAGACUCAGUUUACGAUACAAGGAGCGCUAUGUGGGUUCAGAGACGUCGUCAUGCAUCAAUGCACUGUUUGCCAAGAGUCCUACACGCACAGCCAGUGCGCGCAAGCGCGCCCGCACUCGUGCAUGGGGUCAUAGUCCUGGCCGCCGUCUCAGCCACUUAGCGCGGCGACGCAACGCAUUCUCCUCCGCCAAUCUAUGCAGUGUUGCUGGCAACAAUAAUCCUGAUAAGAAGAUGAUUAUGGUUGAAAUCAAAAAAAUAGGCAAUCGUAGUAAGAAAAAAGGUUCUGCAAAAAAAUCAAAACCCACGCCACAAAAAAAGAGCCAAACACAGACCAACACACACAAAAGGGCGUUGUUCCAGAGCCCUGAUCAGCCGCCAGCCAAAGAUGUAACGCAAACCCCUAACACUCGAUGUGUCCUGAGAUCAAAACGUAACCUGUUUGCAGACUCCAGUAGUGAAAAAAUUAAUGAAAACGGGAAACGGGAACGCCCAGUUCCGAAGAGGGUGAGCCCACGGAAACGAGUCAACAGGAGUUUGUCAUUCCAAGACCACUCACAAGAGACCGCUCCACAUCUGAAUAUGUCACUGCAACAAACCAAAUUUCCAACAACUCAAUCUUCUCAGAGCGUUCUCUCUGGGACUCAUAAACAGAAAAUGCUAUGGGCUGUGACGAACGCUCUACGGGAAGAAAACAUGGGGAUGAACCAUGAGCUAUUUCGGCCGUGCAUGUCUGUUCUCUUCAAAGCAUGCCAGAAGCUGUGGCUGAUGAAUACGGCGAUACGAGAGCAAGAGGGCAGCACUAGUGAAAACAUGUUGGCACUGGCUAAGCAGUUUAGUGUUUACACUAUCAAACAGAUCAACAGUGAUCCAACUUCAGAACAUAUGGCUCUAGUGUGCACAAAUAUCAUAAGACAAGCGGAAAAUAAUUUAUGUAAAACUAAACCUAAGCAAGAUGGUGUUAGACAAUUACUUUCCAGAAAUCCUCUGUCCGAGCUUAGUUGUUCAAAAGAAAAUGCAAGUAGUCCCACUAACUGUGAAGAAAUUCAUAAAUCUUCUGUUUGCAAAGAACUAAAAAGUGAAGCAGAAAACUCUAAAUGCAGCAGGAAUGGAAUAAUAGGUUCUCCUCUUUUCAAAAUGAAGAAAAAUAACAACAAAAGUCCUUUGAAAAUCGUUCAGAAAUAUGGGAAAUCAUCUCAAAUAACACUCAGAACACUGAGAAGUACACCUAAUAAAAUUGAUUGUAACAGUUCUAUUAUAGAAUCUAGGACUCCCAAGAAAACUCCAUCAAAACUCAUCUCUAAAUAUACAGAUUUGCCAAGCACAUCAACUUGUGUUACUAGAAGUAUGUUGGCUGAAAUGGGGGUUAACAGAACAGUUGUCAAUUCAGUAUCAGAGUCAUCUCAAGAAAAAACGCCUUCAAAAUCUAAUAAGAAGGUUACAAAUACACCUAAAAAAUCUUCUCGGUGCUCCAGAAUUAUAUUUUCUGAUUUGGAUUCCAACACUGUAACUGACAGUUCAAAGAUAAAUGCAUGUACAAGUAAUAAGAAAACACCAUCAAAAUGUAGCAUACAGUCUACAGAUUCUCCAAAAAAGACUACUCGGUGUACUAGAAAUAUAUUUUCUGACUUGGAUGCAAACACCGUAACCAAUAGUUCAGAGAUAAAUGCAUGUAGAAGUAGUAAGAAAACACCAUCAAAAUCCAGCAUGCAGUGUAUAGUUACUCCCGAAAAGGCCUCUCAGUGUGCCAGAAGUAUAGGUUCUGAUUUGGACGCCAACACAGUAACUGAUAGUUCAGAAAUGAACCCAUGUAGUAAGAAAACGCCAUCAAAAUCCAAUUCAACAUUUGCAGAUACUCCUAAAAAGUCCUCUCGGUGUACCAGAAGUAUAUUUUCUGCUUUGGAUGCCAAAGCAGUAACAGAUAGUUUAGAGACGAAUUCAUGUAAUAAGAAAACGCCAUCAAAAUCCAAUAUAAAUUUUAUAGGCACUCCUAAAAAAUCUGUUCGCUGUACCAGAAGCAUAUCUACCGACAUGGAUACCAAUAGUGCAGAAACCUCCUCAUGUGUAAAUAAAACAUUAUCAAACUGUCCAAAUUCAGUAAGUAUAUCAAACUAUGUUACCCGAAGCGUGUCUAUGAUUUCAGAGUUGGAGUCAUCUCAAAAGGAAACACCAUUAAAAUCUAUACUAAAGUCCAUAAAUUCUCCUUGUAGGACUAAUAUUUGUUCCAGAAGAACAUCUGAUUCAGAAACAAAUCCUACUCCAGAUGGAUCUGAAACAAACACAUACCGUGAGAGGACUCCUUCAAAAUCCAGAAUUAAAUUUAUGUGCACACCUGAAAUAUCAAGCUGUAUCACUAGGACCAUGUCUUUUGAUUUAGAAGUUAAAAAUGAAGGGGUAGAGCUAGAAAAAAGUUCAACUAAUACACUAGCCCCUUCAAAACUUAUUGCCCAAAGUAAAGAAUCGCCAAUUGUAUCAGGUCGUAUGAUCAGAAGUAGUUUAAAUGAAGCUACAACAUCAGCACAAACGCCUGAGAAAACAAAUGUUCAACUUGAACAAAUUAGUAGAAAAAUAUCUUUUGAUAUGGAUGCUAAAAUGACAGCUGAUGAAUCAGAGAUACGAGUCUCUAAAGAAACUUCUAACAAGCUUGACAUUAAACAACUAGGCUCAUCAAAGAGAAUCAUACCAACUACAAGACGAAUGUCUUGUAAUACAGAGAUUGAUAACAGUGUAAGAAUAAACCUGCUACAUAGAAGAACUCCUCCCAAAAUGAAUAACUUACGUAAAGGAUUAACCAGCCUUUUGAAUCGUAGGACGAGAAGCUUGUCCUGUGACAUUCCAGGAAACAUUAAUAAUGUAACUAAGCCUGUAUUUUUGAAACCAACUCCUCCGAAAGGUAGUUUAAAGAGCAAGAAUUCACCAAGGGACCAGUACGAUAGAAAAUAUUAUGGUACAAAAUCUGAUAGUACAGCUUUCUCUGACAUCUGUGUUCAAGAUAGUAUCAAUGUAAGUAACGAGUUAUUACCAGCAUCUCCAGAGUUUACUUCUCCAAUAACUCGGUCCAGAAGUGGUUCUAUAAAAAUGAAAACUAAAACUGAAGAUAAUGCAUCUAUAGAUAGUACAUUAGUUAGCAUAUCAAAUUCUGACAGCGCUAGUAAGUCUCCAGAAUCGAGUUCUCAGAUAAAUAUUUGUUUAAAUCAUAAUACAGAUGAAUCUGUCCACUCAGAAGGAACUGACAAAUGUUCACAAAAUGGUGCUAUAGAUACUUUAAACACUUCUCCAUUCAUCAAAUGUGAGUCGGAAAAAUCAUUAAGUCAAAGGACGAAUAGCUCAUAUGACGAAACAACAUUGAGUAGUUGUGAAAACAACAAAGAAAGCUUGGACUUUACAUUAGUGAAUAACUGUAACAACGAGACUGUGAAAAAUAGUUCUAGUCAAAAACCUCUAUUUUCAGUUGAAAAUACACCACAAUCAGUUGAGAUGGCAUCAAAGAACCGUAUGUUGCACUUGUAUAAACUCUCAAAUUGUGGUGGUGAGAAUGUAGAUAAUAUAAAUAAUGUGGUACUACCCGACAACGAACCCCCUACACUGGUUCCGCACUGGGAACAUGUGAGUGAGUCGGAAGAAACAUCCAGUUCACUUCAAUCUCCUCCUUCACUCGUGCCCCACUGGGAACAGCCUAGCAGUGGCACAAGCACAUCCCUCCCCGAGUCCAUCAUGAGCCAUUGGCAACAACUGACCAACAGUGUUACCGUCAAUACUUCUGACAAGAUCAUGUUUGAUUUAGAGGACACUUCUUUUGAAAUCACCUUCCCUUCCACAAACGAAGAUUCCAGAGCAUCUUCCACAUGUGUUCCGUUUGACUUUCCUCAUCUAGUUGAUGAUUCUAAGAGUGGCUUCAAUGUGGUUUUUAGGAAAAACAGUUUUGAUUCGUGAGUAAUCAUUAAGUUUUAAUAAUAUUAUGUAUUUAUUAUUUUUAUUGUACCUAUUGUAAAUAGUUUUUAUAUACCGGUAUAGUUUCUUAACCAACCAAUUCUUAAUGGUAGUUAAUAAUUAGAUGGUUGAUCUUAAUAAUAUGAUUUUGCUCAAACGUUUUUGUAUUUAGAUUUGUUCACAAUUUUACCAAUAAGGGGUAAUUGUUCUUAAAUUGUGUGAUCAAAUUGAUUAUUCAAUGAUAUUAAGACUUGAAACACAAAUUGACUGAUUAGUUGUUGAAAUAUACUUUCUAUUGAAAAUUAUUUAUUUUUACAUAUUGAACAUGUCUGUUCCAGCAGAUGAAUUAGCCUGAAUUAAUGGGUAUUUUUGUCAACAAAAACAUGAUCUAUAAAAGCUUAAGCAUGCUUUAUGAGGCAUCAAUUCUCACAUUACCUUCACCUACAGUGCUUUCUUUCUAACUAAAUGAUGAAAGAAGUUCCAGCAGGGGAUUCAAAUAUUCUUUACAUUUAUUUAUUUAUUUUUUAAUUUUCUUGAUAAACCAAGACUUUUAAGAGAUGUGGAGAGUCAACUAGCCAUGUGAUAAAUAAAAACUUGUUUAGGAUUUUAUUUUUGGAUAAGUGUAUGAUUUUUAAUGUAUUCAAAAAUUGUGAGUUUAAUCAAGGGUUUUUAAAUUUUAUUCUGUUAUAAAUAAAGUACCAUAAGUAUUUGUGAAUAUUACGACACGUCCGUUUUCUUUUGUUGCAAAUAUGCUGCUUUUAGUUAGCAGGCCUAUAAAGUUUAUUCCUCCAUUAUUUCCAAGGUCACUGUUGUCCCCACUGUGGUAUAUUGUGCACCAUUACUACACAGUUGUGAUAUUUACGAGUGCUUACUGUGAGAAUGUUAAUGUUUUGUUACCUGUAUCAUAGAGUUUUCUACAGCCUUUGUCGAACUUACUUUGAUGAAGGACUGUUGAUUUAUUUUAAAAACAUUGUAUAUUUUAAGUUUUUGGUCUAAAGGCAUCAAUUGCACAGACACCACAUUUUGUUAUUAAUUUGUAAAAUAUUUUAAAUAUCAUAAAUGUUUAAACUCUUAGAUAUGUAUAAAUAUAAACUAAAAAUAAUUAUUGUAUAUGGUAAUUUUAUAUAAUAAAUCAUAAAAUGAUU
Molecule: messenger RNA, 5794 nt
Organism: Homalodisca vitripennis (glassy-winged sharpshooter)
Lineage: Eukaryota; Metazoa; Arthropoda; Insecta; Hemiptera; Cicadellidae
Gene: mi
Exons: 6
Coding region: 303-4652 (1449 amino acids)
Source: RefSeq, a predicted model, not a curated record